This is a messenger RNA of Cladocopium goreaui, 1470 nucleotides long. The record is from the annotation of a GenBank genome assembly. NCBI's taxonomy places the organism in Eukaryota, Dinophyceae, Suessiales, Symbiodiniaceae.
AUGGACACCAUGGAACCUCCGCCCUAUGAUUUCAAACAGUUGCUGACGCUAAGACCCGGAGAUUCUGCUGGGGUGGAGGACUUUGUGGGUCCCAUUGAUGUGGCGUGGGUACCAGGAAAAGGUCGCGGGAUUUUGGUGCAACGCGACGUCCCGCAAGGCGAGCUGCUGUUCGCAUGCAAAGCCAUGGCAGUGGCAGAAACACCGAAGCUGGUGGAGGUGACCUGUCAAAAGCUUCGCAACUGUGGCCGGGAGGACUUCGACGCUUUCUUCCUGCUAUGCACGCGCCGUGCCACGCCCAAUGAUUUGCCCCAGCUUCGCCAUGGGAAAGGGGGAGGCGUGACAGUCAUCCCCAGGAUGGAGAGGAAAGAGGUGAAGAGGGAGGAGGUACAAGCAAUCCUGUCAGCCAACGCGCAUGAGUUGGAUACAUCGGAUUUGUGCUGCCAGAAACCUGGCAAGACAGUGUCGGGCAUCUUCUUGUUGGCUUCCUUAGUGAACCACUCCUGCCAGCCCAGCGCAGCCCGCAUUUUCUUGGGGGACAUGAUGUUCGUGCGCGCGGCGCGACACAUGAGGGCAGGAGAUGAGGUGACUGAUGGCUACGUCUCGGUGGUGCAGCCGGCUACGGAGCGACGCAAAGCGAUCCGCGAGCGCUACGGCUUUGACCUCACGGGGGAUCGCAUCCUGCUGGAAGAGCAGCUGUUCUCAGAGGCUGUGGUUCAGCAGAUCUUGGAUCGGAUUGACGACUCCGCUGCAGUUGAGGACUUCAUCCAAAUCUUGGACGACGUGGGUGACCUCGUUGCCUCCCAGCUACGUCGCCUCAGCAGUGCCAGCGUUGCCGUUCGCGCGGCGGCCAAAGCGAUGGGCUGCGGAGUGGAACGUGUGCUGCUGGGCGGCUUGGUGCUGGCAGUGCAAGUUGCAGUGGCCACCAUUUUGUCAGAUUUGAAGCGGCAUCAUGAAGCAGCUGCUGCAUACUGCAGGUGCUGCUGGUUCAUGGAAGAGCUUGCUCCACACAAUGCCUACCAUGCCAAGUGGGCCGUUGAAGCUCUACUCAGCGCCUCCCGCGGUGGAGUGGCGCUGGAGGGCUAUGCUGGCUAUGCGCGGAAGGUCUUGGAGGGCCACUGUGGUCCCGGUGCCUUGGAGGUGGCCCUGGGUGCAUCCAAGGCCAUCCAAGGCAUGGAGGAUGCAACUAGGACAUGUCCCCCUGGAGAAGUUGAGGUCACCUGUAGAGUGGGGAAAGACCUGACGGUUCAGUUGGAGCUUCCGGGACCCCUGAGCGCCCAAGAUUUAGAGCUCGCAGUGAGUUCCCAGCUGUUGGACCUGUCUCUGCCCAUCCAGUUUGGUGGCUUUGGGCUGCUGCCCCGCUGCCGCGGCCUGCUGCUGGUGCUGCCGAAAGAAAUUGAUCCGGACAGUGGAACUGUGCGACUGAGCCAAGGAGGAAGACGGCUGAAAGCCACAUUCAAAGUCAUCAACUGA